Molecule: messenger RNA, 3175 nt
Organism: Folsomia candida
Lineage: Eukaryota; Metazoa; Arthropoda; Collembola; Entomobryomorpha; Isotomidae
Product: recombination repair protein 1
Exons: 7
Coding region: 415-2553 (712 amino acids)
Biological process (GO): base-excision repair
Cellular component (GO): nucleus
Molecular function (GO): DNA binding; endonuclease activity; DNA-(apurinic or apyrimidinic site) endonuclease activity
Source: RefSeq, a predicted model, not a curated record
AUUUCGCUCUCUCUGCUCUUGGCUUGGGAAUCAUUUCGUUGGAAGAGCCACCACACUUCGCUCGCUCGCCUACUACCACCACAAAAGCCACCAAGAAGAAGAAGAAGGCCGACAUUAUUAUACUCUCCAGUUCGAGACGAGGAUAUUGCACUCGAUUAAUUUAUCCAGCUACAGUUAUACUAUUUGAUAAGCCGGUUGGUUGGGUCGUUUUUUUGACAGUCACUCACCACGCUGUUUUGUCAAAGUUUGUUUCGUUUUUGUGGUCGGAUCUUAUUGGGAAAAGAAAUUCGAAAUUUUAAUAGAGGUUUAUUAUCUGUGAGAAGAAACUUUGCUGGGGGAAAGUGGAGAGAGAAAGUAGAAAUUGAAGAAAGCCGAUUGCCACCAACUUGUUUUCUGUUAGAAUCAGUGAAAAUAAUGGGCCGCCCAAAGAGAUCCGCUGCUCCGGCUGCUGAUGUCGACACGGAAGAGAUGGAAGUUGACAAGGCUGCAGAGAAGGCGCGAAUUGGUCGUGAAAAGGCGAAAAAGAGUUAUAGAGAAGACUCUGCGUCGGAAGAUGAGGCCGUUGCCGCUGCUGCUGUGAUUGAUCCCAAAGAUAAAGACUUUUCCGAUGAAGAUGUCCUCUCCCCGUCUGAAUCUGAAGGAGGGUCUGACUGGGCCGGGGAUAGUUCUGGUAGCGAAUAUGGCAAAAAGUCCAAGAAAACAGUUGCCAAGAAGGGUCGUGGCAGUGUCGGUCGUGGAAGGGGACGAAAGGCAGCUUCACCUGCGAAAGGGAAAGGUCGCGGUCGAGGCCGCCCACCUGCGGCGUCAUCAGCUUCUAAAAAUGGGAAGAAAGCUACGCCAGCGAAACGAGGCCGUGGUGGUGACUCCGAUGAGGAGUCAGAAUCAGACGCUGAAACUUCAGGAAGCGAUUAUGGUAAAAAGAAAAAGCCUGCUGUUUCAAUUUCUCCAAAGAAACGCGGUCCUGCAGCUAAAAAAUCACCUGCUGCUAAAGCAUCUCCAAAACGAAAACGUGGCGCAGCAGCUUCUUCAUCGCCGUCAUCCCCACCAGCUCCACGACGUGUAGGACGAGCCUCUGCGUCCAAAUCCUAUAAAGAAAUGUCCGAAGACGACGACAUUGAAGUUAGUGAUGACGACAAGCCGGUAACAAAGAAAGCCAAGUUGGAACCUAAAGCCAAACCAGCAGCAAAGAAGGCUGAAGCUAAGAAAAAAGCUGCGUCUGCUUCAGAAGAUGAAGAAGACAUCGAGGAUGAUGUUGACGAGUCCAUGGAAGAUGAAGAAGAGGACGAGAAAAAGGCAGAUAAAAAAGUGACCACUGCCAAAAAGAAUGGUUCUUCAACAAAGAAAGAAGUGGAAAAGAAGGACACUACUACUGAAGAAGAGGAUGUCGAAGAAGAGGAAGAAGACGACGAUGAAGGUGAUAAGAAAAAGAAGGAUACAAAAGUUGACAAGAAGGAUAAUGUAGCAGCUGCGGCAGCCAAGAAUCGUAACAACGGACAUACAUCUCCUGAUGAGGAGGAAUCGGGUGAUGAGGAUGAUGUAAAGUUCAAAGAUGAUAAGUCACCCGCAUCCGAAGAAAAUGGUGCGAGCGUGGAGGAUGAUGACGAAGAUAAAGUUGAUAAGCCAGCGCUGAAGAACAAGACAACCACAGACUAUUCGAAAAUUGAUUUCGAAACAGAUAAGAAGACUCCAAAGGGGGACGAAUGGAAUUAUAAGAUUGCGUGUUGGAACAUUGGUGGAAUAAAGUCUUGGUUGGGGAAAAAUGGAUUAGAAUAUUUGGUGAAGGAAGACCCAGACAUUUUAUGUUUGAACGAAGUUCGGUGCGGGGAAAAAACGAAGCCGGAGCAGGUGUCGAAACUUGACAAAUAUCCGCAUCUCUACUGGUCGUUUAAUUCAGAGAGUCCGGGUCAUUCUGGAGUUGCUAUCUUCUCCAAGGAAGAGGCAAAAAGUGUGGAAUACGGACUACCAGAAAAUGAGGCAGAUUCUAGCAGUGAUAAGAAACUAAGGGAGGGAUUCAACAAGGAGGGUCGUCUCAUAACUGUGGAAUUUGACCAAUUCUACUUAAUCAAUGCCUACGUUCCAAAUUCCGGUCGAGCCGAGAAGAGCGAUAAGUACCCGAAAGGUUACCCUCCCAAAGUGGCGAAUGGAGAUCGAUUGAAAUUUGACGAGUUUUUCAGAAACUAUGUCAAAGAAUUGGAAAAGAAGAAAUCUGUCAUCGUUACUGGCGACUUGAAUGUGGCUCAUGCCGAAAUUGAUUUGGCUAACCCAAAAACCAACGACCGUACGGCCGGCUUUACUAAGGAGGAACGUGAUGGGAUGACCAAACUGCUUGAGGAGACGACUUUGUUUGAUUCAUUCCGUGAGUUAUAUCCUGACGCAAAGGGCAAGUACUCCUUCUGGAGCUAUAUGCACAAUGCUCGAGAGAAAAAUACCGGCUGGCGACUCGACUACUUUUUGUUGUCUGAAAAACUUCGCGACUCCCUCUGCGACAACGUCAUGCGGACGGAAGUUUAUGGCUCGGAUCAUUGUCCCAUCGUGUUAUUCAUGCGAAAUUAAUUUCUCCUUCUGCUCCAAAAAAAACUACAAAAAAGAUCAUCCUACAACAACUACCUACCUACUUUUACUAAGUAACUAAACUAAAUUUUAAUUGAAGGUUUACAGAUUACAAAUCACUUUUCUUCGUCAUUAAAAAAUAUCACACCUAGUUAAGUAAAAAGUGAAAUAUGGUACAUUAAUAAUUACUUCGAAUCUAAUUCUUUUUUUCUUGACACGAGCACAAAAAAUACAGAGGAAAUGUGCAAAGUAAUAAUUAAAAUAAUUAAUGCGACGACUUUCUUGUUUUCUUAUCGUAUUUGUGUAUUUGUAAAAGCGUGUAUGCGUAGUAAGACUGAACAAACUGCAGAAUUGCAAAAGGAAUGGUUAUAUAAAUGUAAUUGUAAUAGUUAAGCAACAUUUUUGAACAAUGAUUGAUGAUAAUCACGAGGAUAAUUAAUUCAACUCCAUUUUUCUGUUGCGUUUUUACUAAUUAUGUAUUUAAUUAAAAGUGCUCUGUUAUUUUUAAACGUAUAAUAAUAUAUGUAAGCUUUUACUUUUAUGCAAGUGGUGGCAUGAGGAGAAUGCUAUAAUAAUUAUUAUAUUAGUAGAUACACAAUAUGCAAAUAAAGUGUUUUUGUCUCUA